Molecule: messenger RNA, 566 nt
Organism: Acomys russatus (golden spiny mouse)
Lineage: Eukaryota; Metazoa; Chordata; Mammalia; Rodentia; Muridae
Gene: Higd2a
Product: HIG1 hypoxia inducible domain family member 2A
Exons: 2
Coding region: 72-392 (106 amino acids)
Biological process (GO): mitochondrial respirasome assembly
Cellular component (GO): mitochondrion
Source: RefSeq, a predicted model, not a curated record
AUCCCCGCCCUCGUGGUGACUCCUUCAGGAGGCCGGAUCGGUGUCAGGAUUUUUCUCUUGUCCCUGUGGUUAUGGCGGCUCCUCGUCCUGUGAGUACAGAGGCGCCUUUUGAUCCGUCUCGGGCCCCAGUCAUCGAGGGCUUCAGCCCCACGGUCUAUAGCAACCCAGAGACCGUCAAGGAGAAGUUUAUUCGCAAGACCCGUGAGAACCCACUGGUCCCCAUAGGCUGUCUGGGUACGGCGGCUGCCCUCUCCUAUGGCCUGUACUGCUUCCACCGCGGCCAGAGCCACCGCUCCCAACUAAUGAUGCGCACCCGGAUCGCUGCCCAGGGCUUCACGGUCGCUGCCAUCUUGUUGGGGUUAGCGGCGUCUGCUAUGAAGUCUCGACCCUGAGUGUGUGGACGGGACUUGAAAGCUCCAUGGAAAUCAUUACAAAACCCAGGAGCAACAAACAGCCUUAGCAGACUUGCUCCCUCCUUUUCUAACAGGACCUUAUGAUCAUUUGGGUGAGGAAAUGGCCGGGUUUGUGACUGACUCCCGCUCUGCCGCCCCCGAAGUCUCAGGUUA